This is a messenger RNA of Parnassius mnemosyne (clouded apollo), 735 nucleotides long. The record is from the annotation of a GenBank genome assembly. NCBI's taxonomy places the organism in Eukaryota, Metazoa, Arthropoda, Insecta, Lepidoptera, Papilionidae.
AUGGCUGAUACCGAAAAGGCGCCGCAGUCGCAACCACAACAGCAGCAAGACCAGCAAGAGCAAACAUCUCAACCGCAACCGGCUAAAGCCGCUAAACAAAAGCAGGUCAUUGCUGAGAAGGUUUCGGGCACUGUAAAAUGGUUUAACGUCAAGAGUGGAUAUGGUUUCAUCAAUAGGAACGACACCAAGGAGGAUGUGUUCGUGCAUCAAACAGCGAUCGCUCGGAACAACCCGCGCAAGGCUGUGCGCUCGGUGGGCGACGGUGAGGCGGUGGAGUUUGCCGUGGUCGCCGGGGAGAAAGGCUACGAAGCCUCUGGAGUUACCGGACCCGGCGGCGAGCCGGUAAAGGGCUCGCCUUAUGCAGCUGACAAACGCCGCGGCUUCCCGCGCCAAUACUACCCCCGUCAAGGCGGCGGACGCGGCGGUGAGGGCGCUCCACGUAGGGGAGGCAUGGGACGUCGCGGGCCCUUAGCCAUCCAGGGGGGCGCGCAGGGGGAUGAAGGGCAAGAAGGGGGGGCACCACCACAGCGAAGCUACUUCCGGCGCAACUUCCGCGGUGGGCGACGUGGUGGUGGCCCAGGGCCUAUGAACCGCGGUGGCUUCAGGCGUGCAAGAGCACGCGGUGGUUUCCAGCAGGCGGCCCGUGGGGAUGAGGCGUCUCCAGCAGCUGACCAGGCCAAGCCCAAGCCCAAGGCCACGGUCGAAGCCGCCACCACCAACGAGAGCCAAGCUUGA